UCGACAGUUCAAAUCCUUGUUAGGAUCUCUGAACGGCACAGGAUGUCAUGAACGCCUUUAUUGACGCACUUUUUGGAGUACACGAAGAGCUUUCCAAGGAAGUGCAGAAGAAGAAGAACUACCUUGCUGCUGCAACUCAUGAUUACGAAGAAUCACAGAUUCUUCUUCUGCAAGCUAUUGAUUAUUUCUGUGAAAAGUCUGGCCCUGAGGUUGUGAAGGAGAUAGCAUUAGUUCUGAAAACACUCUAUGAUGAGGAUGUGUUGGAGGAAGAGCACAUUGUUCAGUGGUACAAUGAAGAGGUUGCUGCUAGUGGUAGCAAAAAUUCACAGAUAUUGAAGAAUGUCAAGCCCUUCAUUGAGUGGUUGCAGAGUGCUGAAUCUGAAUCCGAAUAGAGAUGAAAUAAAAAAAAAUCUAUGAAAACCUACAAGUCUUAUUA
This is a messenger RNA of Papaver somniferum (opium poppy), 436 nucleotides long. RefSeq names its product eukaryotic translation initiation factor 5-like. Gene Ontology annotation, molecular function: translation initiation factor activity; eukaryotic initiation factor eIF2 binding; GDP-dissociation inhibitor activity. The transcript has a single exon. Gene Ontology annotation, cellular component: cytosol. Gene Ontology annotation, biological process: formation of cytoplasmic translation initiation complex; formation of translation preinitiation complex; translational initiation. The coding region runs from base 48 to 392 and encodes 114 amino acids. NCBI's taxonomy places the organism in Eukaryota, Viridiplantae, Streptophyta, Magnoliopsida, Ranunculales, Papaveraceae. The record is from RefSeq and is a predicted model, not a curated record.